UUUUUCAGGUGGAUCGCCGCAGCUUCAUUCUACCAGAUUGGUCUUCAGAGAGGUGAUCGUGUUGGUAUAUGGGCUCCAAGCGGGACACAAUUCUACCUGUCUACUUUGGCAGCCGCACGAGCAGGAAUGAUUUCCGUCGGAAUCAAUCCGGCCUAUCAGGCCCCAGAGCUGGAAUAUGCCUUGAACAAAGUAGGAGUGAAAGCUCUGAUAGCACCGGAAAGCUAUCGCAGUCAAAAUUAUUACGAUAUGAUUAAUCAGAUCGUUCCUGAAUUGAAAUCUUGUUCUGCUGGAGAGAUCAACAGCUCGAAGGUGCCUUCCCUAUCAGCCGUGAUUAUGGAAAGCGAUCGAGGACAAACACUCACAGGAACCAUACCAUACGAAGAUCUGUUCCAGAUGGCUACAGAAAAAGAUAUUUCUCAUGUGGAAUCACUGCAGAACUCAAUCUCUCCGGACAGUGGCGUAAAUCUCCAGUUCACUUCGGGCACUACGGGGCAACCUAAGGCAGCUCUACUCUCUCACUUCAACUUUAUCAAUAACGUCGUUUCCCUCGGAUUGAAAGGUGGGUUCGAACUAAGUGAACAGCAUCGAGUCUGCAUUCAGGUACCGUUCUUCCACGUUUUCGGAGUGGUCAUUGGAAUACUGGGUUCGAUAACGCACGGAUGCACCCUGGUUGUUCCCGGACCGGGUUUCAAAGCCUCUGCAUCUGCACAGGCGAUUGUUAAUGAAAGAUGCAACGUAAUCUACGGUACUCCCACCAUGUACGUGGACCUUGUGAGUGAAGUUAGAAAAAGCGACAUCAAACUUCCUCCGAUCAAGUUGGCCGUCACGGGAGGAGCACCCUGUUCACCGCAGUUGUUCACGGACAUCCAAGGAACGCUCGGUGUGGAGCAAGUCAAGACGAUCUACGGGCUCACGGAAACGACCGCAAUGUGCUUUCAUUCGUUUCGGGAAGAGUCUCAGGAGAACAUUCGCGCCACGGUCGGUCAUCUGGGUGAUCACUGGGAAGCGAAGGUGGUUGAUGGGGAAGGUAAACUGGUGCCGUACGGAACUCCCGGGGAAUUGUGCAUUCGUGGUUACGGGACCAUGCUCGGCUACUGGGAGGAUGAGACGAAGACCAGGGAGACGAUCGGUGCCGAUAAAUGGUUGAAGACCGGAGAUCAGUUUGUGCUGAGGGAGGAUGGCUACGGGCAGAUCGUUGGUCGGAUUAAGGAGGUGGUCAUAAGGGGAGGGGAGAAUGUAUAUCCAAAGGAGAUCGAGGAUUUCCUGAGUACGCAUCCGGAUGUGUUGGAGGUGCACUGCGUUGGAGUUCCGGACGAAAGGAUGGGAGAGGAAGUUUGUGCCUUUGUUCGGUUGAAUGAUGGCGGGAAGCAGUUGGAUCGAGCUGGUGUAAAGGAGUUUUGCACGGGAAAACUUGCUCAUUUUAAGGUUCCAAAAUAUGUGGAAGUUGUUGAGGAUUUUCCGAAAACAACGUCCGGGAAGAUACAGAAGUUUAAGUUGGUUGAACGUUUUAUGAGAAAUAAAGUAUAACGAUCG
Molecule: messenger RNA, 1533 nt
Organism: Ochlerotatus camptorhynchus
Lineage: Eukaryota; Metazoa; Arthropoda; Insecta; Diptera; Culicidae
Product: medium-chain acyl-CoA ligase ACSF2, mitochondrial-like
Exons: 3
Coding region: 127-1527 (466 amino acids)
Biological process (GO): fatty acid metabolic process
Molecular function (GO): medium-chain fatty acid-CoA ligase activity
Source: RefSeq, a predicted model, not a curated record